Messenger RNA from Capsicum annuum, 1872 nucleotides. RefSeq names its product carboxyl-terminal-processing peptidase 3, chloroplastic. NCBI's taxonomy places the organism in Eukaryota, Viridiplantae, Streptophyta, Magnoliopsida, Solanales, Solanaceae. Gene Ontology annotation, molecular function: protein binding; serine-type peptidase activity; endopeptidase activity. The record is from RefSeq and is a predicted model, not a curated record. Gene Ontology annotation, biological process: proteolysis. The transcript has 13 exons. The coding region runs from base 126 to 1709 and encodes 527 amino acids.
AAAGUUAAUAACCACAAAGUCUUAAUUAGAUUCACGCAGGCCCCACCUAGAACCCCCAACACAGCAGUUUCUUCCUACUAUUAAAAAGCAAAGCUCACGGGUAACUUCCAUUCCCUCCCACAAAGAUGGAAACUCUCUCUGCAAAUUUUGAUCUUGGAUCAUCAAUCACCAAACCUUUGAUAAAACCCACUUCAAAAUCAUUAUUUUCUUGUAAAUUUCCAUCCAUAUAUCGGGGUAAAACACCAAGAUUUAGUGCCCAGGCUUUCGGCAGAAAGGAGCCUCCUAUUGCACAGUUGAAGAAGAAGAAGGAUUUUCUAGGAGAGAAUGAAAAUUUGGUGAAAUGGGUAAGGAAAGGAGUUAUUGGAUUAGCUGCUGCUUUGUCCUUGUGUCAGUCUCCAGCUCUGGCUGAGUCUCUAACUGUAGCAUUCCCUGUCUCUCACACACCUGAGGUAAAUACAGUUCAGAGGACCUUAGUUGAGGCUUGGGGUUUGAUUAGAGAGACAUUUGUCGAUCCAACUUUCAAUCAUCAAGGUUGUGGAUGUAGCAAAGCAUGUGCCACACCAUGGACAUCAACUAAUUGGGACUUGAAACUGCAACAAACGAUGGUAGAAAUGUUCCCAUUGAGGUCAGAAGAUGCUGCCUAUAGCAAAGUCAGGGGAAUGCUAUCUACGCUUGGAGAUCCAUAUACGCGCAUUAUUAGUCCUAAGGAGUACCAAACUUUUAGAAUAGGAAGUGAUGGAAAUUUACAAGGUGUUGGCCUCUUCGUCAGUGUUGAACCAAAUACAGGGCACCUGGUUGUUUUGUCCUGUGUUGAGAAUAGCCCAGCUGCACGUGCUGGUAUUCAUGAAGGAGAUGUAUUGCUUCAGAUAAAUGGUGAGAGGCUUGACGGAGUUGACAGUGAAACAGCAGCUCAAAAACUGAGGGGCCCAGCUGGUACAAUUGUUACAGUCAAAGUUCACAGAGGUAAUGGUACAGGAGUAUCUGGUUACCAAGAGGUUAAACUACCUCGUGAAGUGAUUAAGCUUUCACCAAUAUUCAGUGCCAUCAUCCCUCAUAAAAUGCCCGAUGGUCGUCUCUUGAAAACUGGAUAUGUAAAGUUGUCAAGCUUCUCUCAGUCUGCUGCCACGGACAUGGAAAACACAAUUCAGGACAUGGAAAAUCAGGGCGUGCAAUCAUAUAUAUUAGAUCUUCGGAAUAAUCCUGGAGGUCUGGUUACGGCUGGGUUAGAUGUUGCCCAGAUAUGGCUUGACGGCGAUGAGACACUUGUGAACACUAUUGACAGAAAUGGGAAUAUGGCGCCAAUUAGCAUGGUCAAUGGACAUGCUGUAACCCAUGAUCCACUCGUCGUCCUUGUGAAUGAGGGAAGUGCAAGUGCUAGUGAGAUUCUGGCCGGGGCACUCCAUGAUAAUGGCCGUGCAAUCCUUGUCGGGCAUAAGACUUUUGGUAAAGGAAAGAUACAGAGUGUUACACAGUUGCGCGAUGGAUCAGCUCUAUUUGUUACAGUAGCCAAGUAUUUGUCUCCAGCACUUCACGACAUCGAUCAAGUGGGAAUAACACCUGAUAUUCAGUGUACAGUUGAUAUGCUUAAUUCACCCAAAGACACUAUCAAGGAAAUCAGUGCAUCCUCAUCGUCUUUGGAGGCUGAUUCUUGCAUCAUAGUUGCUGAACAUGAAUUGGAUAUUCAAGAAUCGGAGGGCUCUGCUUCGUGACUACUAGUUAGGAAUACCAAUAGUCUCAUGUAUUCCUAGCAUACUCAUUGUGUAGUAGGAGAUUCAAAAUGGUAGGCGUGGUUUAUGAAUAUGAAUCAUGUUGUGUAUAAGGUAAUAUUUGCCCUUGGAAAUUGAGGAGAAAAUAACUAGUUCAACGAAGAAA